AUGGGUGGCAUCAUGUCUUGUAUCCGCUCCGUCUUCCAGACCAUCGGCGACGCCAUCAUGGCCGUCAUCAGCGGCAUCGGCAACAUCAUCCACGCCCUCAUCAGCGCCGUCGUCCGCUUCUGCGGCAUCAUUGUCAGCUUCCUGACCUGCGGUUACUGCGGCAGCCGCUCCGGACGAGCCCGUCGACGCACCGGUAGACACAUGCGGACGACGAGGGUCUAG
Molecule: messenger RNA, 222 nt
Organism: Fusarium keratoplasticum
Lineage: Eukaryota; Fungi; Ascomycota; Sordariomycetes; Hypocreales; Nectriaceae
Exons: 2
Coding region: 1-222 (73 amino acids)
Source: RefSeq, a predicted model, not a curated record